CCAGGACCAAUGCACAGGCUUACUUCGCUCGGCGGACAACAGAACACCCAUACCUGCGCUUGUUCCAGAGCAUCGUCACGAACGAUCUUGCGGGACGUGGUUCAGAACGCCGACUUGAUUGGGUGGGUCGAGAUCUUUGCUGUGCUCUGCACGUUCGUAAGCGACUGCGAGUUUGAUGGACUUGCGGAACAGCUAGGUGUUAGAUCCUAGUCCCAGGCUGGCGUGUUGCGCGAUCGAGCUGGGGAACACAGCCGCGCUAACUUACGUACCUUGACGCUGUUCGCUUGGAGAAAUGGGUAACAUCUGGGCUGAAGAAAUGGCUGAAGAGGAAGCAUGGCGUAUCUGUGCACAGGUUGCUGUCAUCGACUCGAG
This is a messenger RNA of Pisolithus orientalis, 372 nucleotides long. RefSeq lists its product as uncharacterized. The record is from RefSeq and is a predicted model, not a curated record. Lineage: Eukaryota; Fungi; Basidiomycota; Agaricomycetes; Boletales; Pisolithaceae. The coding region runs from base 10 to 210 and encodes 66 amino acids. The transcript has a single exon.